This is a messenger RNA of Neltuma alba, 733 nucleotides long. RefSeq names its product glutaredoxin-C9. The record is from RefSeq and is a predicted model, not a curated record. NCBI's taxonomy places the organism in Eukaryota, Viridiplantae, Streptophyta, Magnoliopsida, Fabales, Fabaceae. The transcript has a single exon. The coding region runs from base 63 to 503 and encodes 146 amino acids.
AUCCCCACAACCCCAAUCCCUCUCUCUCUCUCUCUCUCUCUCUGAGGCAUUCUUACGCAGAUAUGCAACAGGCAAUUCCUUACCAGUCGUCAUGGCGACCUCUUCUUCCCCAUCAUUCCCAUUUCAGCCAUAGUCUGAACAAUAACACAGCAUCCUCUGUUUCUUUGCCUUCCAGAGGAAGUUCUGAGGGAAUGGUGAAGAACAUGGUGUCAGAGAACGCAGUGAUAGUGUUCGCGAGGCGUGGAUGCUGUAUGGGCCAUGUCGUGAAGCGAUUGCUUCUUGGGCUGGGUGUGAAUCCGGCGGUGUAUGAGAUAGAUGAGGAAGAUGAAGUAGGUGUUGUUACAGAGUUGGAAGCGAUUGGUGAUCGGAAACAGGGGAAGCUACAGUUUCCGGCGGUGUUUAUCGGCGGCAAGUUGUUCGGAGGGUUGGAUCGCCUCAUGGCCACUCAUAUCUCCGGUGAAUUGAUUCCGAUCUUGAAGGAUGCAGGCGCUCUGUGGCUCUGACUCCGCGUUUUCUCUAGAGAUUUAAAAAAAAAAAAAAAAGCAGAGAGAGAAAGAGAGUUAACUUUACUAAUUUUCAUGACUUUCCUAAUAAUUUUAAGUCAGUUGUUUGAAUUUAGAAAUUUGUAAUUAAUUAGUGGAGUGCUUAUAAAUUUAAACGCUCUAAUUUCGUUACCAUUUGUUAAUUGUUAAUUAAAUUUGAUUAAUGUAAUCAAUCAUGUCUCUUCUUAAUA